AUGCCUCUUGAUCACAAACUAACGCUCACAAUUCCGUUUGAGACGCCCAAGCAAGCGGCGAUUGCACAAAGGGCCAUCUCAGUCGAUCCGGUUCUUAAAAAAGAUGAGAUUUCCGUUUCUUAUCAUGCCCAAGACACAAGGCUCAUUUGUGAGUUUUGUGGCGUCAGCGAUCGGGUGAUUCGUGUGGCCAUCAGCAAUGCCAUAGAUAACAUCAAGACCAUCAUAGAAUGCAUGGACGAAUUUGACGGGGAAGAGGGAACGUUGUUUGAGAAAUAA
Messenger RNA from Clavispora lusitaniae ATCC 42720, 276 nucleotides. Its product is annotated as chromatin DNA-binding EKC/KEOPS complex subunit. The record is from RefSeq and is a predicted model, not a curated record. Lineage: Eukaryota; Fungi; Ascomycota; Pichiomycetes; Serinales; Metschnikowiaceae. Gene Ontology annotation, cellular component: EKC/KEOPS complex.